Anopheles maculipalpis is the source of this 4144-nucleotide messenger RNA. RefSeq names its product anion exchange protein 2 (gene Ae2). NCBI's taxonomy places the organism in Eukaryota, Metazoa, Arthropoda, Insecta, Diptera, Culicidae. The record is from RefSeq and is a predicted model, not a curated record. Bases 17 to 4144 code for a protein of 1375 amino acids. Gene Ontology annotation, biological process: regulation of intracellular pH; transmembrane transport; monoatomic anion transport. Gene Ontology annotation, cellular component: plasma membrane. Gene Ontology annotation, molecular function: solute:inorganic anion antiporter activity; monoatomic anion transmembrane transporter activity. The transcript is spliced from 10 exons.
AGCGUUAGCCUCAGCCAUGAGUCGCCGGGACAAUAAUGUGAGGAAGUUGUCCUUCCUGGGAUUCCACACCAAGGAGACAAGCAACGAUGACCCGAACGAGGUGCAUCUGGAUGACGAAAUCGAGCGCGUCUUCGGUACCGCCGCCGAGAAGGAACGUUUCGAACUGAACCGCCUGCAGGACGCAGUCAUCCUGGACAACUCGCCGCUCAAGUACGACGAAGCGCAACGCGUCCCGGACAGCGCGGACCUCCAAAUGCAUCAGGACACCACGUCGAGCGCCAGCAGCACUAGCAACAACAACAACACUACCAUCAACAAACCGACCAAUAUCAGCAGCGGGCACAGCAAUGAAAGCCGCAAACCGGUAUCAUCACCGCCGACCACCACCCCAACCAGCCCGAUCUCGUUCUCGUCUAAGAGCGAGGCGACGGACACGAAACCUUCGACGGCCAACAACACCACACUAGCGGACAACACCUCGAACGAUUUCAGCGAAACCGUACACGAUGAGCCGGUGGUCGAUCAGGGCACGGUUCAGGGUGAACAGUGGGAUACGAGCGCCAGAAGAAAUGUGCACUUUGACAAGGAAAACAAGGGAGCUGCGAUUGAUGGCCUACCGCUAGAGGAUACCAACGAAGAGCGCCGUCGACGAACGGAACGUCACCAUCCGCACAAAUCGCGGAAAUUUUCGCUCCAGGAGUAUCACCCGGAAUGGCGACGACAGAGCGGUACCGAGGGUGGCCCAACCGGGCGCCGAAUUUCGGUCCAGCCGGAGGACGCCACACUGCAAGAGGCCGACAUCGACGAGCUAACGUCACAUCGAUCGGACGAUCCGCGUGCAUUGCGCCGGCACAAGGUAAGCGCCCAGUCCGGUUCAUCGAUGGUGAACAUCAAUCGCAAGGAGGCGCCCCAGCUGCAGCAUCUGUUACCGUCCAGCAAGUACAAGAAAAUGUACGACCACAGCCCGCACGAGGUGUUUGUGCAGCUGGACGAGCUGACGGGCAGUGGGGAGGAUCGGGAAUGGAAGGAGACGGCCCGCUGGAUCAAGUACGAGGAGGACGUGGAGGAGGGUGCGGAUCGGUGGGGCCGACCGCACGUUGCUUCCCUGUCGUUCCACUCACUGCUGAAUCUGCGCCGUUGUCUCGAGACGGGCGUCGUGCUGAUGGAUCUGGAGGAGAAGGAUCUGCCGUCGGUGGCUUACCGGGUGGUCGAACAGAUGGUGGUUGAUGAGCUGAUCCAUGAGGAUGAUAAAGCGGUCAUCAUGCGGGCACUACUGCUGCGCCAUCGGCACGUCAACGAAAGCUCACACGGUGGGUUCUCGUUCGCUCCGAAGCGGAAGUACAGCAGCUACACCAGUCUUCAGUCGCUGUCGAUGCGUGCCGAGGACGGUGGAAAUGGCGAAGUGAUCGUAGGCGUUAGACGAUUGAAUUCCUUCGUAAGCCCUACCCAAAGCUACACGCUCAGUCCACCCUCGCUACACCCGAACUCGGUGUACGGCCAGAGUCCGAAUCUUUCCUCCCGCAACCAACCGCCGCCGCCGCCGCCGCCUUCCUCCAAGGAUCGUCACGCGAGGCACACAUCUAACCAUGGCCGGUGCAGACGUUCCGGCAGCCAGGAUAGUAGCAGCACGGCAACGGCAACAGCAGCAGCAGCACCGGUGACACUAACCACGGUCACCUGUGCCGUUGGUAUGCGACGAAAUAACUCACCUUUAUCGCUGACAGUUAGUGUCGAUGACAAGAAGCCACGCAUUGUACCGGCGGCCGAAAUUAAUGGUCACGGGGGCCAUGGUGAGACGCGGAUCAACAUCAACGAGGAAACGUACACCUCCUCCCAGGAAGACAUCAAGAUGCGCACGCAGAAGGAAUCGAUCCUGAAGCGUAUUCCGGAGGGUGCCGAAGCAACGACCGUCCUUGUCGGUGCCGUAGACUUUCUCGAACAACCAACGAUCGCUUUCGUCCGGCUGGCGGAAGGUAUCCCGAUGCCGAGUAUUACGGAAGUACCGAUUCCGGUGCGUUUCCUGUUUAUUUUGCUUGGACCACAGAAGACCGAGCUGGACUACCACGAGGUAGGUCGAUCGAUCGCUACACUCAUGUCGAACGAGCAUUUCCACGACAUCGCCUACAAAGCGGACGAUCGGCGCGAGCUCCUGUCGGCCAUCAACGAGUUUCUGGACGAUUCGAUCGUGCUGCCUCCGGGCAAAUGGGAACGUCAGGCAUUGCUUCCGUUCGAGGAGCUUAAGGCGAAGAGUGAUAUGAUUCGGUUGCGCAAGAAGAAAGCACUGGACGAGAAGAUCAAGAGCAAACAGUCGCAGCUGCUGACGAGCGAAGAGGAGAAGAAGCUGCUCGCAUCGAGCGGUGGCGAUGGUGGCGGGGAUGGGAAGAAACCGCCGAAGAAUCCGCUCGAAAAGACGAACCGUUGGUGGGGUGGUUUGAUCAAUGACAUCAAGCGUCGGUAUCCGAUGUACAAGAGUGACAUCGUGGAUGGGCUCAACACGGAAACGCUGGCCGCGACUGUCUUCAUGUACUUUGCGGCCCUUUCGACGGCGAUCACGUUUGGAGGACUGUCCUCCGACAAGACGCACAACUUGAUCGGUAUCUCGGAAACGCUCGUGUCCGCGUCGAUGGUGGGCCUCGUGUUUCAUCUGCUCGCUGGACAACCGUUGGUCAUCAUCGGUACAACCGGUCCACUGCUGCUGUUCGAUGAAGCGCUUAAUCAGUUCUGUAUCUCGAACAAUUUUAACUUCCUGACGGUUCGUGUGUACGUUGGGUGCUGGUUGGCGGUGAUCGCGCUAGUUGUGUCCGCGUUUGAGGGUAGCGUGUAUGUGCGAUUGUUCACACGCUUUACGCAGGAAAUCUUUUCGGCCCUCAUCACGCUAAUCUACAUCGUGGAAACUGUCAUGAAGUUGGUGUCGGUAUACCAGCGCCAUCCAUUGCUGGCAGAAUAUUUGUACAAGAACGUCACCGAACCACAGCCAUUGCCGAUGCCAUAUCUGGAGGAAGGCAACGGUACGACUACGGCCGAUCUGCUUGCCGAGAGCCUUACGACGGUAGUGAACGCAACGCUGGGCGUUCCGAUCGAAUCCGACAAUCUGCUCAUCCCGGAGGACAUCAAUGGGCCAAAGAAUCGACCCAACACGGCACUCUUCUGUACCAUCCUUACCCUGGGAACAUUCUCCUUGGCGUACUAUCUGAAGCUGUUCCGUAACUCACACUUCCUCGGGCGUAAUGCGCGACGUGCGCUGGGUGACUUUGGUGUACCGAUUUCGAUCGCGCUGUUUGUGCUGAUCGACUACAUGAUUCCGGAAGUGUUCACGGAGAAGCUUAGCGUACCGGAAGGUCUUUCGCCUAGUGAUGAAACUCGUCGUGGAUGGAUUAUUCCACUGGGUGGUGUUCCCGGAUGGUUACCGUUUGUCGCUGGCAUUCCUGCCCUGCUGGUGUACAUUUUGAUCUUCAUGGAGACGCACAUUUCCGAGCUGAUUGUGGACAAACCGGAGCGUGGCCUAAAGAAGGGAUCCGGUUUGCAUAUGGACAUUGUAUUGCUGUGCUUCCUCAACACGGUCUGUGGGUUCUUCGGUAUGCCGUGGCAUUGUGCUGCUACUGUUCGUUCGGUGACGCACGUGUCGGCCGUCACUAUUAUGUCAAGAACUCAUGCACCAGGCGAUGCACCACACAUUACGGAUGUGAAGGAGCAAAGAAUAUCGGGCUUUUUCGUGUCGCUAAUGGUGGGUCUGUCCGUAACGAUGGCUCCGAUCUUGCGCUUGAUACCGAUGUCAGUACUGUUUGGAGUGUUCCUGUACAUGGGCAUCGCUUCCAUGAGCGGAGUCCAGUUCUUUGAACGAUUGCGGUUGUACCUAAUGCCCGUCAAGCAUCAUCCCCAAGUGCCAUUCGUGCGGCGAGUACCGUCGUGGAAAAUGCAUCUCUUUACCUUCGUACAGGUAUUGGCACUGGCCAUGCUAUGGGCCGUCAAAUCGUCACCCUUCUCGCUGGCAUUCCCCUUUUUCCUGAUCCUGAUGGUACCGAUCCGGAAGCAGCUGGAAAGUAUCUUUUCUCCACUUGAGUUGCGUGCGCUUGACGGUAGUCAACCGAACGAAGGUGCAGAGGAUGAACCCGAUUUCUACGAACAAGCUCCAAUUCCUGCUUAA